This is a messenger RNA of Suillus clintonianus, 1350 nucleotides long. RefSeq lists its product as uncharacterized. Lineage: Eukaryota; Fungi; Basidiomycota; Agaricomycetes; Boletales; Suillaceae. The record is from RefSeq and is a predicted model, not a curated record. The transcript has 3 exons. The coding region runs from base 1 to 1350 and encodes 449 amino acids.
AUGCCACCUCCGGUCAUCAACAUCACAAUCCAUAAACUGAACACUAUGCAGUUCCGCCAUGUUGGAGCUGACCACACAAUUUAUCCUAAAAUCGUGGAGAUUGCAAGAGCUCUCGCCAGUCGCGAUAGCGUAGACGGCGUGGAAACUCCGGAUGAGAUGCUACCCUCGCACUCGUCCUUCCUUGCUAUAUUAAAUGCUACUACUGGUGCCCUGGAACAUUCCGGUCUUCAUCUUUCCAGGCUCGAUCCCUUCUCACGCCAGAAGACUAUAUGUUUUUCAGUCGAUCUGAAUAAUAUGAUGGUAAGGGAUGUCACCCAGGGCUCCGAGGGCAUCCCGGACUUCCCCUUACCCGCAGACGAGGGCGUGCAAAACGAAUUGAAGAAUUUCGUAACCGAACAAGUUAACGAGUGGAAGAAGGAUGAAGAGUCACGAAGGCAGGAGCAUGAGAAUAAGAGGAAGCAAGAACAGGAACGUCGCAUAAAGAACGCAAUCGUUUUCUUGCAGCGUCUCGUGGAGUUGGACCUUGUAGAUCCAGAGGUGCUGGAACGUGAUGCCCCCACUACUACGUGCCCAUUGUGUUCCCACAACCUUAUCCGAUGUCGUGUCUGCGGUGUACACGCGUGCGAGAAUGCAAGCUGCAAGGCAUCUUCCAUAGUCUCCGUCGUAGGCUGCUCUUACCACGACCGAGAGUUCCUCUGCGUUUCCUGUGCGACACCUCAAACUGGCCAGUGUCCAAUAUGCUCUCAGUGGUAUUGCAUGGAGUCAUUGAGCUGUCGAUCAGCCACGAGCAUCCUCCAAGGAUCGCUCCUUGUCGAGAAUGCGUUCGCCAGGGCCAUGCUUCAGCGUGGCGCCGGUGUGGCAAUGUUUACUGCUGGUCCCGUAAUCGGAAUCGCUUCCGAGACAUGGUCUGCUCAGACUGUGCACCAGGAGGGCGUUCCUGCGCAUGUUCACGGACGUGGCUAUGUGGGCUAUGCUCAUCCGACUCAUCCGGGACGCCGUUCGUUGAAUGCCCAAGCUGCAAAGUCGUGUAUUGCCAGGACUGGUGUGCAUACAUCCAAAGCUGUACGGUUUGCAGCAGCACAAGACUAUGCGAUGACUGCAUUGAAGAGGAGCCUGAAGAUGAUACGAAACAACUUCUACUCCCAUGUCCGCGGUUCACCGAGAAGUGCGGGAUAUGCCGCCGCCAUAUCUGCGAUGGCUGCGUGCCCCGCGUAUCGAGGUGCUCGAGCUGUGGUCACUGCUACUGCCAUCGGUGUAGAUGGACCGAGGCGGAGUACUCAUGCAAAACCUGCUCAUCUCCCAUGUGCAGGGAUUGCACUCGAAACUGGGAUGAUUGCCGGCAGUGCAUAG